AUGAGUACGGAAGAGACUCUGUUGAAUCUCGAUUUCGACAAACCAAACACAACAAUUACGCCGCCCGAUGACGGUGUGGUAUCUUUGUCGAGUAGUUCGGAGGAGAUUUGUUUAGUGCCAGAGGUCGGGUUCGAGGGCAACGUGGAUUCGCCAGGGGUGAACAGAGAGUCGCAGCCGCUGCUCGGCGGCCGCGGCGACUUCGAGGUUUCUUUCAAUCAUUUUCCAGAUGACCCGCAAUUCAGCGAGUUGGUAUGGCAAGCGGAGGUGGCCAUCGACAAUGGAAUAUUCCCGGAGAGGAUAUACCAGGGCUCCAGUGGGUCCUAUUUCGUCAAAAAUCCUGGAGGGAAAAUCGUAGGAGUUUUUAAACCAAAGGAUGAGGAGCCGUAUGGUCGUCUAAAUCCAAAGUGGACGAAAUGGAUGCACAAAUUGUGCUGCCCCUGUUGUUUCGGGCGCUCCUGCCUGAUACCCAACCAGGGGUACCUUAGCGAGGCGGGCGCCAGCCUCGUCGACUCCAAGAUAGGCCUCAAGAUCGUGCCAAAAACUAGGGUGGUGAAGCUAGUGUCCGAAACGUUCAACUACCUGCGGAUAGACCGCGAGAGGUCGCGACUCAAGCGGGCCAUCACUGAACAGUUUCCCAAUCUACGCUUCAACAGAAUGGGACUACCGCCUAAGGCGGGGUCGUUCCAGCUGUUUGUAGAGGGAUACAAGGACGCAGACUACUGGCUGCGACGCUUCGAGCAGGACCCACCGCCGCCACAUGUCAUGAGGAAAUUCCAGCUCCAAUUCGAGCGACUAGUAGUACUAGACUACAUCAUCCGGAACACUGACCGCGGGAAUGACAACUGGCUCAUCAAGUACGACUCGCCCGGUCUACAACCGCCACACGGCGAUAUAGACCUUAGAGACCCCUCCGAGUGGCGCGGCGCCGAGGUCCGUAUAGCAGCGAUAGACAACGGGCUGGCGUUCCCGUUCAAGCACCCUGACUCCUGGCGCGCCUACCCCUACCACUGGGCCUGGCUGCCGCAGGCCAAGCAACCAUUCAGUCAUGAGACCAAGGAGCUAGUACUUCCAUUGUUAUCCGACAUGAACUUCGUGCAAGAGCUGUGUGACGAACUUCAUGUACUUUUCAAACAAGACAAAGGCUUCGACAAAGGUCUAUUCGAGCGUCAGAUGUCAGUGAUGCGCGGCCAGGUAUUGAACCUGACACAAGCGCUCAAGGACAACAAGAGUCCCGUGCAACUCGUACAGAUGCCCGCCGUCAUCGUCGAGAGAUCAAAGAGCGGGUCGACAUCGUCCCGUUUCUUCGAUUCGUUCCAGCAACGCUUCCAGCAUAAGUCGCCUUUCUUCUCCUGGUGGUGA
Messenger RNA from Spodoptera littoralis (African cotton leafworm), 1359 nucleotides. The record is from the annotation of a GenBank genome assembly. Lineage: Eukaryota; Metazoa; Arthropoda; Insecta; Lepidoptera; Noctuidae.